AUGGCUGCUUCCCCGCAAUCUGCUCAGAGCCCCGAGUUCGACCUCUCCGAAUGCUCCAUCUCCUUUAGUACCCUCCCACAUCCGGAAUAUCCCAACAUCCUCAUCCACUUGACCGCCAAGGUUGAGCAUCCUAUCCACAAGACCAUUGCGACCCUGUCCGCGCUACAGAUUGUGAGAUGGCGCUGCGGGGACCAGUUCUUACGCAUCAUGGAUGAAGAGUCCCAGGAGCUCCAUGAAUUCUCCGUCAAGUUAUUUGACAAGAAUGGACAUUUGAAGCCCGAGCUCGUCGAUGACGAGUAUCACAGGGGCUCCGGAUGCUGGGGCAGAGAGAUGAACCGUGGCACCAUCAUUUAUGUGGAGGAUGUGCGGGUCGUAACCCAGUUUCGCCACAGAGGUGUCGGCUCGUGGGCGCUGAAGAAAUUUGUUCGCUCUAGCUUUGUCAACGAGUCCGCUUUUAUUGUCGCCUGGCCGACUCCUAUCAAAAGGCCAGCGGACGAAGGACAAUGGAAGGCCGAGAGAUGCAAGCUCGUCAAGUUCUUCCGCAAGGCUCGUUAUUCUAAUGGCUUUCGUCGUAUCGGCCGCACCUCAUUUUUAGCUUAUGCAGCAGACCCUGGACAUCCGUCUCAUCGUCUACCCGCAGAGAAUGAUGUAGAGGCACACGACGUACUUUUUGUUCCAGAAGACCCAGGCACAACCUCAGUCGACACAGCUGACCCUGCACACCACGCCCGUUAUCCUCUCCACCACGCCAUCGCCACAGAAGUUAUUUCCAGCCCGUCCUUCCAGUUUUUCCGACCCAUGCCAACCCAAGUUCCACAGGGGCCUGGCAUUGGCACGAUCAUACGCGAGGCAUACACAAAGUCACCCUCAUCUAUACGUGCGCGAGACGAGAACGGGCUUACACCGCUCCAUAUUGCCUCGGGUCUUAGUGCUGUCGGUGCUGUCGAGGCGCUCCUUUCGCUGCCCAAGGAAAGCGGCGUAUAUGAAGAUUUAAAGAGGCGAGAUAACACAGAUGGCGUGACACCCCUGGAAGCUUGCACGGCGCACAUGCGUUCGAACAAGGAAUUCUCUGAGACGAUGCUGGGUCGCUGGCAAGGAUACAAUGCGAAUGAUCUCAAGAUCGAAUAUAUGCUGCGGAGUGCGGCAGGCGAGCGGAUUACCGAUUCGCUGCAAGAGUGGACGAGGAAGCGCAAAUUGGGUUGUACGUGCGGGCAAUGCGCAGACGGGUGGCUCUCUCCGAGGAUGCGAUGCAGGCUUUAUCACUCCGCAGUGUUUUAUUUUGACACGAUGGGCAUGGAAACCUCGAUGCUUUCGCGUGGUCGGCACCUCAGCUCGAUUGAGCGUAGUUCGCUACUGGGAGUGGACCAUCUUCCCCCUCUGACAAGGAUGAAUAUAACCAAACGAUUCUACGAGCAGUACUGCCGUGUCGUUGAGGCAGUUGCAGCCAUGUUCCGCAAAGAUGCGGGAUCACCAGACGUCACAGCCGUGCGUCAAGCGUUGACAACGAUGCGCGGCAUUGAUGAGUUCUUCCUGUAUGGCGGACGCAUUGAGCACGCACUCGACCUAGUGACAGCCUCCGCGCGAGACCAGAGCCCCGUGGGCGAUUCGACUUGGGACGAUAUGGUUGAGGAGGACGAUGAUGAGAGCGUCUGGGAUGGGUACAAGUCUAUGCCAAAGUGUGCAAAUGACUUGGAGUUCGCGCUUGUGAGGGAGCGGUUAGGUCUGGAUCCGGAUCAGCCAUGGGGGCCGUAUUUUGAGUAUGAAGAUGAGGACGAAGACGAGGAAGGUAUGGAUGGCGACGGAUUUAGCGACGAAUUCACAGAUGACUGA
Molecule: messenger RNA, 1830 nt
Organism: Fibroporia radiculosa
Lineage: Eukaryota; Fungi; Basidiomycota; Agaricomycetes; Polyporales; Fibroporiaceae
Exons: 4
Coding region: 1-1830 (609 amino acids)
Source: RefSeq, a predicted model, not a curated record